Molecule: messenger RNA, 483 nt
Organism: Fomitiporia mediterranea MF3/22
Lineage: Eukaryota; Fungi; Basidiomycota; Agaricomycetes; Hymenochaetales; Hymenochaetaceae
Product: eukaryotic translation initiation factor 5A-2
Exons: 7
Coding region: 1-483 (160 amino acids)
Biological process (GO): positive regulation of translational termination; positive regulation of translational elongation
Molecular function (GO): RNA binding; ribosome binding; translation elongation factor activity
Source: RefSeq, a predicted model, not a curated record
AUGUCUGACGACGAGCAGCACAACCACCAGUUCGAGCAGGCGUCCGCCGGUGCCUCGCUCACCUUUCCCAUGCAAUGUUCUGCUCUCCGCAAGAACGGACAUGUCGUCAUCAAGGGUCGUCCGUGCAAAAUUGUCGACAUGUCCACCUCUAAGACUGGCAAGCACGGACAUGCCAAAGUCCACCUUGUCGGCAUUGAUAUCUUUACCCAAAAGAAGCUGGAGGAUAUUUCUCCCUCCACUCACAACAUGGAUGUUCCGAACGUCAAACGUGAGGAAUACCAGCUCGUCAACAUUGAUGACGAUUUCCUCAACUUGAUGACUUCGGACGGUACCCCCAAGGACGACGUUAAAGUCCCUGAGGGUGAUAUUGGCAAGGAGAUCCAGGAGAACUUCGACGCUGGAAAGGAUCUUCUUGUCACGAUCGUUUCUGCUAUGGGUGAAGAGCAGGCUAUCUCCUGGAAGGAGGCCCCGAAGGGAGCGUAA